Molecule: messenger RNA, 2505 nt
Organism: Scomber scombrus (Atlantic mackerel)
Lineage: Eukaryota; Metazoa; Chordata; Actinopteri; Scombriformes; Scombridae
Product: broad substrate specificity ATP-binding cassette transporter ABCG2-like
Exons: 19
Coding region: 178-2115 (645 amino acids)
Cellular component (GO): plasma membrane
Molecular function (GO): ATP hydrolysis activity; ABC-type transporter activity; ATP binding
Source: RefSeq, a predicted model, not a curated record
CACACUGAACACUGAACAAACUGCUCUCUCUGUCUGCCACACACACAUUGAUCUCUGCAGUCUGUCCACACUCUCUCUCCUGGUCAGUGUCCUGUGGUUUGGAUGUCUGUCAGCAGCUGAUUUCAAAGGGAUUUUUUUUAUUCGGGAGUGUUUUAUUCAGGUGGAGAGAGGAAGAGGAUGUCAGAAAGCCGAGUGACGAUGGAGAUGGAGGUGAAUGGAGCCGCCAAACAAAGGUCUGCAGGUUCGGGCCGACAGCUGCACGGUGCCACUGUCAGUUUCCACGACCUUCACUACAAGGUGACGGUGGGAGGGAACUGUUUGUGUCGGAAGAAGGGGACGGUCAAAGACAUCCUCAUCGACCUCAAUGGGUCCAUGAAGCCCGGUCUUAACGCCAUCAUGGGAGCGACAGGAAGCGGCAAGUCAUCGUUUCUGGACGUUUUGGCCGCCAGGAAAGAUCCUGCAGGUCUGUCCGGAGAAGUUUUGAUCGACGGAGCUCCUCAGCCCCCAAACUUCAAGUGUCUCUCUGGAUAUGUGGUGCAGGACGAUGUGGUGAUGGGAACACUGACGGUCAGAGAGAACUUCAGCUUCUCUGCGGCUCUACGUCUCCCGUCAUCCAUCUCUCAGGAGGAGAAAGAGCAGAAAGUCAACAAACUGAUCCAGGAGCUGGGACUGACCCGAGUAGCCGACUCCAAGGUCGGCACCCAGCUUAUUCGUGGGAUCUCCGGCGGCGAGAGGAAGAGGACGAACAUUGGCAUGGAGCUGAUCAUCGACCCGACCGUCCUCUUCCUGGACGAACCCACCACUGGUCUGGAUGCCAGCACGGCCAACUCUGUGCUGCUGCUGCUCAAGAGGAUGGCGAAUAACGGUCGCACCAUCAUCCUGUCCAUCCACCAGCCUCGCUUCUCCAUCUACCGCCUGUUCGACAGCCUCACUCUGCUGGUCAACGGCAAACAGGUUUACCAUGGACCAGCACAGAGCGCUCUGGAUUACUUCUCAGACAUUGGAUACACCUGUGAGCCUCACAAUAAUCCUGCUGACUUCUUCCUCGACGUCAUCAAUGGAGAUUCGACUGCAGUUCUCAGUAACAUGGACACAGAAGAUCCAGAUUCAGACACGGUUAUGAAGUCCAAACGAAGUAUUGAGGAUAAACUGGUGGAGGAAUACAGAAACUGCCACUACUUCAAACAGACCAAAACAGAGCUGGAAAGGAUAAUAGCUGGAAAGCCAACGACCACCCCGUCUCGCUCCCGGACCAUCACAUACAACACCGGCUUCCUGACGCAGUUCAGAUGGGUUCUCAAGAGAACGUUCCGCAACCUGAUGCUCAACCCUCAGACCUCCGUCGCUCAGGUUAUAGUAACAACGUUCCUCGCUCUGGUGGUUGGAGCUAUCUUCUUUGACGUCCAGAACGAUCAGAGUGGGAUGCAGAACAGGUUUGGCGCUCUCUUCUUCAUCUGUGUGAAUCAGUGUUUCAGCUCCCUGUCGUCUGCUGAACUCUUCAUCGCGGAGAGAAAACUCUUCAUUCACGAGUACAUCAGCGGUUACUACAGGCUGUCCGUCUACUUCCUGUGUAAGAUGCUGUCUGACAUCAUCACGCUGAGGACCAUUCCCGCCGUCGUGUUUAGCUGUGUGGCGUACUUCAUGAUCGGUCUGAAGCCGACAGUUGAAGCCUUCUUCCUCUUCAUGUUCACUGUGAUGCUCGUCUCCUACACGGCCACCUCGAUGGCUCUGGCUAUCUCAGCCGACCAGACGGUGGUGGCCAUCGCCAACAUCUUCAUCACCAUCUCCUACGUCUUCAUGAUGAUCUUUGCAGGUCUGCUGGUGAAUCUUCCCUCUAUCGUCAGCUGGCUGGCCUGGUUGAAAUACCUAAGUAUACCACGAUAUGGCCUCAGUGCUCUGCAGAUUAAUGAGUUUACUGGGCUGAACUUCUGUCCGUCAAACAGCAGCGACAUUCCACCUGGAAUUGCUUGCACAGGGGAAGCUAUUCUGGCUGAGCAGGGUGUGGAUUACUCCACCUGGGGUUUGUGGCAGAACCACGUAGCUUUGGGCAUCAUGACCAUAAUCUUCCUCACCAUCACAUACCUCAAACUGCGCUUCAUCAGGAAGUUCACAUAGACCUUCAUCACCACCACCACCACCACCACCAUCAUCAUCCUCAUCAUGUUAGUAGAAUCUGAGAGGAAUAAAUCUGAGCCAGCACAGACCUUUUCUUAGAUAUGAUGUAUAUUUUACUGAGGUCUGUUAAAUCAUAUGAUGAAAUGUAACUUUAAUCCUCCAGAUCUCUAACACAGAUUAUUUGUUUGUAAAAUGAUAUUUGAUUGUUAUAGAGGCAUUAUUAAUUAUUUUGUUCACUCCUUACUAACACCAAAGCACUUCAGUGUAUUAACUAAUGAAGAUCUACAGUAUGAUUUUGCACUUUACAGUUAAGAGUUAAAGAAAUAUUUUUUUUCAUCUCACAAAUACAAACAAAUUUAUAUUUAUGAUUUUUCUAAAUAAACUGCUGUA